GGAGAGGGACUGCCAGAGGAGGUGCUGGCACUCAUCUUCCGCCACCUGCCCCUGAGAGACCGUGCUGCCGCCGCCAGGGUCUGCAGGGCCUGGGCCGCCGCUGCUACCUGCAGCACCGUGUGGCACGACACAAAAAUCAGACAUAAGCGCUCCAAGAUGGGACGGAUGUGCCCAGGCGCGCCCCGACUGCUAGAGCCUUCUUUCAGAAUUGUUGCCCCCCGGGUCUUUAGGAGUUAGGAACUGUGAUGGCAUCGGGACCAGUCCUGGGCGCUCUCAGACCACUCGCUGCUAUCACCCUCUGCAGACGCCCCACCCGCUCGGUCCUGGACACACUGCCCCCCUCUCUUGCCUCCUCCACCCCUCUGCGGACUCUGCAUUUCUGCGGCCCUGGAGCGGGGAGAGGGAGGGCACGGGCGCGGGCCGGGCCUCAGGGGUGAGUGUGAAAUAAACAAAUUCUGCAGUGUUUCUGAGAGUCCUAUUAAAGGCGGGGUCGGAUCUGAAAGGGAAGGGCAGGGAACGCACGGGGGACCGGAGGAGCCAUCCCGGCAGAGGUGGGGUUUCCUCAGGGUCCUCUGGACUGACACAGCUGCGGGGGGUCAGGGGCGGGACACUCGCACCCUUGGAAUGACUAUAUCCAAGGGCUUGGGCGGGAGCCCCACCUUCCUAUCUGCUUGCCCUGCCUGGGGCUUCACUGUGCCUCUGGCCAUUACCUUCUAGCACUUGCCCAGCCCACACCAGGUCGCGCACCGGCGAUUUCUCCCGUAGAACAGAGAAGGAAAUAGAGGGCCUGAAAAGGGUGGGACUCGAACCCAAGUCUCCCACUCGCCCCCCCCCACCCCCCCCCCCCCCCCCCACACAUCCCAUCCAAGCCAGCCUUUUCUGCCUGCUUGUGCCUCGGCCGCUGUCCCAGCCCCGCCCCGCGGGCUCGCACGUGGCCCCCGCCUGACCCGGCGCCCCGGGGCGGAGUGGGGCGGAGCGGGCGGCAAACGCAGCACUUUCCGCGGCUUUGACGAGCCCGCAGCGGCUGGGCCCGAGCGCUGAGCCGGGCCGAGACUGCACCAUGCAGGAAGCGCCAGCCGCGCUGCCCACGGAGCCAGGCCCCAGCCCCGUGCCUGCCUUCCUCGGCAAGUUAUGGGCGCUGGUGGGGGACCCAGGCACAGACCACCUGAUUCGCUGGAGCCCGAGCGGGACCAGUUUCCUCGUAAGCGACCAGAGCCGCUUCGCCAAGGAAGUGCUGCCCCAGUAUUUCAAGCAUAGCAACAUGGCGAGCUUCGUGCGCCAACUCAACAUGUACGGUUUUCGGAAGGUGGUGAGCAUCGAGCAGGGCGGCCUGCUUAGGCCGGAGCGCGACCACGUCGAGUUCCAGCACCCGAGCUUCGUGCGCGGCCGCGAGCAGCUACUGGAGCGCGUGCGGCGCAAGGUGCCUGCGCUGCGCGGCGACGACGGCCGCUGGCGCCCGGAGGACCUGGGUCGACUACUGGGCGAGGUGCAGGCUUUGCGGGGAGUGCAGGAGAGCACCGAGGCGCGCCUGCGGGAGCUCAGGCAGCAGAACGAGAUCUUGUGGAGGGAGGUGGUGACACUUCGGCAGAGCCACGGUCAGCAGCACCGGGUCAUUGGCAAGCUGAUCCAGUGUCUCUUUGGGCCACUUCAGGCGGGGCCCAGCAAUGCAGGAGGCAAGAGAAAGCUGUCCCUGAUGCUGGAUGAGGGGAGCUCAUGCCCAACACCUGCCAAGUUCAACACCUGUCCUCUACCUGGUGCCCUUCUGCAGGACCCCUACUUCAUCCAGUCGCCUUCUACUUACAGCCCCUCCCAGAGACGACUUUGGGCCUCAGCCCUCACAGGGCCAGGGGCCCCAUCAUCUCUGACAUCCCAGAAGACUCUUCAUCCCCUGAGGGGAUCAGGCUUUCUCCCUCCAGUGAUGGCAGGAGCCCCCCCACCGCUGCCUGUGGCUGUGGUGCAGGCCAUCCUGGAAGGGAAAGGGAGCUUCAGCCCCGAGGGGCCCAGGAAUGCCCAACAGCCUGAACCAGGGGAUCCCAGGGAGAUACCUGACAGGGGGCCUCUGGGCCUGGAGAGUGGGGACAGGAGCCCAGAGAGUCUGCUGCCUCCGAUGCUGCUUCAGCCCCCUCAAGAAAGUGUGGAGUCUGCAGGGCCUCUAGAUGUGCUGGGCCCCAGUCUCCAAGGGCGAGAAUGGACCCUGAUGGACUUGGACAUGGAGCUGUCCUUAAUGCAGCCCUUGGUUCCAGAGCGGGGUGAGCCUGAGCUGGCGGUCAAGGGGUUAAAUUCUCCAAGCCCAGGGAAGGACCCCACGCUCGGGGCCCCACUCCUGCUGGAUGUCCAGGCAGCCUUGGGAGGCCCAGCCCUGGGCCUGCCUGGGGCUUUGACCAUUUACAGCACUCCUGAGAGCCGGACCGCCUCCUACUUGGGCUCUGAAGCCAGUUCCUCCCCCUGAGACCCCGCGCCUCUGAAGGGGCUUGGAACCAGUCCGCGGCUGCACAUCCUUCUUGGCUUCCUGGCGCCCCCUGGCGGGAGUGAGCGAAGCCCCUCCUAUUCAACGGCCUCUCUCCACUACCCCGACGAACCCUGCACAUAAACACCAUUUUUUUUUU
This is a messenger RNA of Piliocolobus tephrosceles (Ugandan red Colobus), 2606 nucleotides long. RefSeq names its product F-box/LRR-repeat protein 8. Gene Ontology annotation, biological process: regulation of DNA-templated transcription. Lineage: Eukaryota; Metazoa; Chordata; Mammalia; Primates; Cercopithecidae. Gene Ontology annotation, molecular function: protein binding; sequence-specific DNA binding; DNA-binding transcription factor activity. The transcript is spliced from 14 exons. The record is from RefSeq and is a predicted model, not a curated record. The coding region runs from base 1061 to 2449 and encodes 462 amino acids.